AAAUCCUUGAAGUGCCCAAAGAACGUCUAAACUUGAUACAAACAUAACUGAAAUCCCCACUUAGCCUUUGAAUGCGCUACAACAGAAAUGCCUGUAAACGAUUUUGUAAACGAUGUGUUGUAUUUAUUUUUAUUCUGGCGGGUCGUGGGGACAAAAAGUAAGAACAGGAUUUGACCACGUGGUGGAGGAGUUGGACUCGGGUCGUCUGCAGGCUGCUGAUGUGUACAUAGUGAUAUUACAAGGAAGGUUGAGAUGUGUUUAUUUGUUAUGCAAUACAGACAAUACCAUCAGAUGAGACGUUAGGAUUCUUUUUUUCUUUUUUGGAGAGGAAAAACGGGGUGCUGUUGGGCGGCUAACGCUUUCCUUGCAGCGUCUCUUGUUGUGAUGCUGUUCAGGCUGAGAUGUGUCCCGCCUCCCCGGGAUCCCUCCUGUGACGUACCCAAACAGUAAACUUUUCUCCCCAGUUAUGCAGCCUUGUGUCAACAACCUCACACGAUCCGUGGAGAAGUCGCAGAAGUGGGACUGUUUCGAGGCAGCCUGCGCACAUUUCUCAGGCUUUCGGGCUCCGGUGGGGGACAGAAAACAGCGAGUGACGUGUCCACAUUGGGACAGGUCUCGCCAAAGAUGCCAAACUCUUGCUGGCCUGGAGUUUUUCUCCCGGCAAUAGCUGUUGCCAUUGUUGUGGGAGGUUCGGUCAGUGCUCAACAUUCCGGUAGCCUCUUUCCUCGUCCAAGGAGGACCUCAGAGCCAGUUGUGAUUCCACGCCACGUUUCUCCACAUUAUCUGAGCAGAGACGAGCUCAGACGGCUACGCUUCAAGCCCACUAUUCGCUCCAUCCAGCUGUCAGAGGGUCAUGAGGCUAAAUUCAACUGCUCCAUCGAUAUCCCCGAUGCCAGGCUGGACCCCUCCAUCACCUGGAAGAAAAACGGCGAGGACCUGCCCACAAACAUUCAUGUCGUGAUCAAUGAGCUCAGGACUAUUGGGGAUGGGGUCACGACUCUCCUCUCAACCGUUAUCAUAGAUCAGGUGCAGAGAAUGGAUGCUGGAGAGUAUCGUUGCACUCUGAGUAUAGGUAACGAGAUGAAACAGUCCCAGCCGGUCGUUCUAGAGGUUGAAGGUCUGCCAACAUUUACUCAGCACCCAGAGGAUGUGAAUGUAACAAGAGACACACCUUUCACCCUAUCCUGCGCGGCAGAAGGACCUCCAGGACCUGUUCAGAUCCGCUGGCUCCGGGAUGGAGUACAUGAUAGUGAUUUGCAUAACUCACCAAGCAGCUUUUCUGUCUCAGGUGUGGACAAGUACACCCGGUUCAGCUGUGAGGCUCUCAACAGAAAAGGUGUCACCACAUCAAGAGAGGCAAAUGUCAACAUCAAAGUUCUCCCCAGUCCCAUGUCUGCUGUUACCGUAACUGAGAGGCAGGCCAAUAAGUUGAUGUUGAAAUGGACUCCUGGACAUGACGGCUUCUCUCCACUGACGAGGUGCCACAUCAGGGUGAAAGAGGUGAGUCAGAGGAAAGGGGAAGUGAUGACCACCAGACUCGUCAACGUCACAGUGCCACCGUUCAAUUGUGAAGUCCCUGGGCUGAAGGCCAUGACGUGGUACAACAUGAGUGUUUCCUGUAGCAACGAGGUGGGGGCCUCUGUUGUCUCCAUGUGGAUCCAGAGCAACACCACCGAAGGAGUGCCAUCAGUUUAUCCUCAAAAUGUGACUGUCCAGCUGAAUGAAUCAGGGCUGGUGAUCAAAUGGAAGCCUCCACCAGAUGAUAAAUUAAAUGGCAUCCUGCGUGGUUACGAUGUUCUUGUGAGACGGGGUUCAGAUCACAAAAAGGUCCACACUGAUUCCACCACAUUAGUGGUAGCUUUGAAGGAAUUCAACACAACCUACAGCGUGGAGGUGGCUGCAUGCACACAGGCAGGGAGCGGCAUGGUCAGCCCACGGGUCUGGUUCUUUGUGCCAGAGGACAAAUCAGCGGUGACCCCUUCGUCCAGUCCUGACUUCGGGGUUACAUACUCGGUCUCGGUUGUGCUGGCUGUGGCGUGUGCCAUCUGUCUUGUGUUUCUUAUCUUCUUGGGGAUGCUGUGUUUACGCAACAGGACUUCCUACUCUUGUUUUGGCCAGGAGUUUGGAGGUGGAGAAAAGCCUGUCAUCCAGUACUCAAACCAGAGAUCCUACAAUCGAUCAGCAGUGGCGAUAACACUUGGAAACCUCGGUGUAAGCGACGAACUCCAGACAAAACUUCAGGAUGUGAUGAUCAUGAGGAACUUGCUGACAAUUGGGAAAGUUCUUGGAGAGGGUGAAUUUGGCUCAGUGGUCGAAGGACAUUUAAAACAACUUGAUGGUUUUACAGAGAAAGUUGCUGUGAAGACAAUGAAAUUGGAACACUUCUCUCAAAGGGAGAUCGAAGAGUUCCUCAACGAAGCCGCCUGCAUGAAAGAUUUCGAUCAUCCUAAUGUCAUCAAACUCCUUGGUGUGUGCUUAGAAACUGGCUCUGGACAUUUUCCAAAACCCAUGGUCAUCCUCCCUUUUAUGAAGUAUGGAGAUUUACACAGCUUCCUGCUGCGCACGCGUCUCGGAGAGAGUCCGAUGUUCCUACCCACUCAGACACUCCUGAAAUUCAUGGUUGAUAUCGCUUUAGGAAUGGAGUAUCUCAGUGGUCGUAACUUUCUGCAUCGUGACCUGGCAGCACGCAACUGCAUGUUGCGUGAUGACAUGACAGUUUGUGUGGCAGACUUUGGGUUAUCUAAGAAGAUCUAUAGUGGGGAUUACUACAGGCAGGGCAGAAUAGCCAAAAUGCCUGUAAAAUGGAUUGCUGUGGAAAGUCUGGCAGACAGAGUUUUUACUGUAAAGAGUGAUGUGUGGGCGUUUGGCAUUACCAUGUGGGAAAUUGCUACACGAGGCAUGACGCCAUACCCUGGGGUACAGAACCACGAGAUUUAUGACCACCUUGUUGAAGGCCACAGACUGAAACAACCGCCAGACUGCUUGGAUGAAUUGUAUGAGAUCAUGUUCAGCUGCUGGAGAGCCGAUCCGGUGGACCGACCCUUGUUUCCCCAGCUGCGGGAAAUGUUGGAAAAGCUUGCUGAGAAGCUUCCAGAGAGUUCCAGCAGAGAGGACAUUAUUUACAUUAACACCAGCUUUCCCGAAGAAGACCCUGAUGGGAUGGCCUUUGAUGCAGAACAGCAAGCAUUGACCUCUUUCCCCUCCUGCAGCCAUCACGCUGCGGAAAACACAGUAGUUACUGCCGACGUUCACGGGCGCCUGGAGGAUGAAGAUGAGGAGGGCAGUGAUCGUUACGUAGUGGUUAUCUCCACUAAUUCUUCUGUCAGAUCUCCUACAAUGGACACUCCUCUUUUGUCAGGGCAUUCGUCAAGUCAAGCGAAUGGCGAUACGGUUACAGAUGUCACGAUAAUGGACCACAGCUCAAGCAGCACUUCGUUACUGCUAUAACAUGCCAUUCCUAUCCAUUAGGACAGACCUGUGACAAAACUCUCACCUAUAUUCCUCAGUACUAACGGUUUUGCCUUGUUGGACUGGGGGCACCUUCCUCUGUCCUCUUAUGGAUGUUUUGUUGAAUUGUAUAUAUACAGAUUACACUUUAUAUGGCCAGCUUACAUUUCAUUGUUGGAAAUAUUUAUUGUGUGUCGAUAUUAAACAUUGUAAUGCACAUGUACCAUAAGCUUCAGACACACUGAGCUGUGAAACCAUUUAUUACUUGGAAUUAUUUGUUGUGAUGUAAAUAUAGAUAUGUACAGGGCAUUUAUAAAAUUGUGUUGUGAAAAUAAAAGUUGACUCCCUGAAACCUGAAUUGUAUUUGAAAAUGGGGGUUCUUUGAUCUGUUACCAUUACAAUUAAUGGAGGUUUGGGAAGGGGAAACGACUCAAGUCCUCCACUUAAAUGGAAGAUAAAGCCAGCAGUGUAUUAACAGAGGAGCAUUAAACUCUUACAUGGAGAUAUAUACAUGGAAUAUAUGUACAUUAAUGCAGUAAAUGGUAUUGUGCAAUAUCGAAAAAAUAAAUGUUGUGUUUAC
Menidia menidia (Atlantic silverside) is the source of this 4027-nucleotide messenger RNA. The record is from the annotation of a GenBank genome assembly. NCBI's taxonomy places the organism in Eukaryota, Metazoa, Chordata, Actinopteri, Atheriniformes, Atherinopsidae.